Molecule: messenger RNA, 1515 nt
Organism: Prunus armeniaca (apricot)
Lineage: Eukaryota; Viridiplantae; Streptophyta; Magnoliopsida; Rosales; Rosaceae
Source: the annotation of a GenBank genome assembly
AUGCUCCUUGCUCCGGGCGCUUCACUGAGCUCACUCUGUCUCUUUGACAGUCUCAACUCCAUCGACUCUCUAGUCCCUUACCAUCCCAUCUCAUCGCUCUCACUCUCAAACCAUCGAGUCUUCUCAUUAGGCAUAUCGACGCCUGAUAUCUCAUUUAUUCGACGAAAAGAAAGGGGUGUUUUGAAGAAAUUCGAAAACUUCGAAGCUCAGGGCUGUAACCACAUGACGACCAAAUCAGCAGUCCAAGACUUCUCAUCUGACACUUCACGCCGACCCAAUCCUUCUCCAAUCUCUUACAAGCCCGAGACUCCAGCCACUCUACACCCUCCUCAACCACCUGCUAACUCAGACGUUCAUAUCGGACCUGCCCGAAAGCUCACCUUCACUAAUGCCCGUAAGACUCUCGUUGGUGAUGUUGGCUCCAUUCGCAGGGUUUUUGAUUUUCUUGAGGUUUGGGGUUUGAUCAAUUACUCCUCCGUGCUCAACGAGCCCCUUAGGUGGGAGGACAAGGACAGCAAGGCUGCCUCUCCGGUCGCUGAAUCCCCCACAGGUUGUCCUGAGGACUCUUCCACUCCCAACAAGGAGAGCCCCAAGAAGAGAGUGUGCCAUGGUUGCAAGUCUCUUUGUAGCAUUGCCUGCUUUGUUUCUGAAAAGUAUGACAUGACUCUCUGUGCAAGGUGCUAUGUUCGCGGGAAUUAUCAGAUUGGUGUAACUUCUUCAGAUUUCAGGAGGGUUGAGAUCAAUGAAGAGAUGAGGAGUGAUUGGGCAUAUAAAGAUACUUUGAAUCUUCUAGAAGCUCUCAUGCAUUAUGGUGACGAUUGGAGGAAGGUUGCACAACAUGUCGGUCAAAGUGAGAAGGAAUGCAUCACUCAUUUCAUUAAAAUUCCUUUCGGUGAAGAAUUUAUUGCUGAUUUCGAUUCUGGGGAUUUCAACUACAAGAAUAGUAGUCCUUUGAAAGACUCUGUGGAUUCCAAAUUUGGAAUGGAGAGUAAUGGUACACCAUCCCCAAGUAAAAGAAUGCGUCUCACACCUCUUGCAGAUGCAAGCAACCCAAUAAUGGCUCAGGCAGCCUUCCUGUCAGCUUUGGAUGGCGUAGAGGUUGCAAAAGCUGCUGCUUGGGCGGCCGUAACAACCCUUUGUGAGGCGGAUUAUGAAACAAGUAGACUGAGUCUAGGAUCUCAGGCUUGGAAUGCAAGACAGCAUGAAGUGAAUGCUGAAUCCAAUGGGGACACCAACCUAGAUGAACUGGGAGGUGCCUUUGUAGAUGCAAAUUCACAGCUUGAAAAGGAAGGGAUGGAUGUGGAGAGAGCAAUUUCUGGGAUUACAGAGGUGCAGAUGAAAGAGAUUCAAGAGAAGAUUGUUCGUUUUGAGGAGUUAGAUUUACAGAUGGAGAAAGAACGGCAAAAACUGGAGCAAAUGAAAAACAUGCUCUUUGUUGAUAAGCUAACACUUUCAUUUCAUAAAACUUGUGCACAAAAAACUGAAGGAAUGGAGAAGAAUAUACAAACAGAUUGA